AUGCAAGCAGAGGAUGCUGCCCGCGAGACCGAGGUUCAGGCGCAGUUGAAGAUUGCAGAGGCUGAAACAGGGGCCGACCUCAAGAUCGCCGAGGCCCAACGCCGUGUCAGGAAGGAUUUCGCCGACGCCGAGGAGAGAGCAAAGUCUGCCGAACAGAGGGCGAGGGAUGCCGAGGAAGCCGUGGCGGAGGCUGAGCGCCGCGCCGCCAAUGCUGAGAAGCGCUGCGCCCAGACCGAAAAGCUGCUGAUCGCGUACAAGCUCGUUUUGGACGACAAGGGACGGUCUUCUCCGGAGCCGGAGAAUCGCGGUGUCGGCGCUUCAGUCCUUGAUGAGGCUACUAUCGACGCACCACGUUGCCGCUGGAGCCGCUCUUCUACUCUGUCUCGGGAGGACGACGACAAGCCUGGCAUGACGUGA
Trichosporon asahii var. asahii CBS 2479 is the source of this 417-nucleotide messenger RNA. RefSeq lists its product as uncharacterized. NCBI's taxonomy places the organism in Eukaryota, Fungi, Basidiomycota, Tremellomycetes, Trichosporonales, Trichosporonaceae. The transcript has a single exon. The record is from RefSeq and is a predicted model, not a curated record. Bases 1 to 417 code for a protein of 138 amino acids.